This is a messenger RNA of Nymphaea colorata (pocket water lily), 2457 nucleotides long. RefSeq names its product receptor-like protein 9DC3. The transcript has a single exon. The record is from RefSeq and is a predicted model, not a curated record. NCBI's taxonomy places the organism in Eukaryota, Viridiplantae, Streptophyta, Magnoliopsida, Nymphaeales, Nymphaeaceae. Gene Ontology annotation, molecular function: protein binding. The coding region runs from base 1 to 2457 and encodes 818 amino acids.
AUGAAAGGUCAAACAGCAUCGUGCCUCCCCAACCAAAGCUUGGCCCUUUUACAAUUCAAGCAAAGUCUAUCCCAAGGGUCGCAGCCAUUGUUAAGCACAUGGAAGAAUGAAUCAGAUUGUUGCGAGUGGCAGGGAGUCUCUUGCGACCAUACCACCGGCUUUGUCACCGGCCUCGACAUCAGGGAUCUCGGAGUGCAAGUCAGUGAUCCCAACUCUUCUUUAUUUCAACUUUCUCACCUCCAAAGUCUUGAUCUCAGCCGCAAUUUGGUCACUGGUAUGAUCUUCUCAAGAUUGUCGGAACUCAUUGACCUCACCAAACUUUCGCUCUCAGAUUGCCACUUAAUCGGUCCCAUUCCAGAAUCAUUCAAACUACUUUCAAGCCUAACCUAUUUAGACCUUAGCCAAAAUGGAUUGAGUGGAGAAAUUCCCCUAGGUAUAGUAAAACACCCCAACCUGCAGACACUGCGCGUUGCUAACAACAUGUUAAACGGUUGGUUUCCUGAUUUCGGUAAUGAGGUUUCCCCAUUAAUUGAUGUCGAUAUUUCAUAUAACAUGUUGGACGGGGAGAUUCCUCCUUCAAUAAUUAGAAAGUUGUCUCAUCUUGAAUUGUUGAACAUUCAAUGGAAUAGAUUUACUGGUACCAUCCACUUCUCCUUAUUCCAAAACCUGAGGAAUCUUUCACAUUUAGACCUUUCUUGGAACAAUUUGACAGUUGAGUUUCCCAAAACCGUUUAUGUCAAGCAUCAAGCUACAAUUUUUCCCAAUCUAGUAAUAUUAGACUUGAUGUCUUGCAACAUCAGAGGGGAGUUUCCUCAGUUCCUCCAAAACAUAAUGACCCUUCACUUACUAUACCUUUCACAUAAUAACAUAAGUGGGAAGGUGCCGACAUGGGUGUGGAGAAUACCAGAACUUUGGCAUUUGGAUCUGUCACAUAACAAGCUCGAUGGUUUUGAGGAAGUGGUCAAUAUUAAUGGUUCGAGGAACUUGGAUCUUCCGUUGAUGUUCGGCACAAGCUUGUCAUUGUUUGUGUCGAACAAUAACAUCAAGGGAAAAAUCCCGUCCACACUCUUCUGCAAUAUGUUUACAUUAGGACGUCUACACCUAUAUGAGAAUAACCUCACAGGUACCAUACCAGAUUGUCUAGCCAACUUGACCGGGUUAUAUGAGUUAAACCUCAACAAGAACCUACUACAAGGUCAGAUUCCAAGAAGGCUUAUUUGUGGUUCCCAGUUUUUGCCUGUAGUUGAAUUGAGCGACAACCAAUUCACAGGUGAAAUCACAAGAUUGCUCUAUAAUUGUAGCAAUAAUUACAUGUGGGUACUUGACCUGUCAAGCAAUAGAAUCACAGGUAGCUUGCCAGUCAAUUGGCCCGCAGCUUUUGAUCGACUAGAGGUGUUGGACUUGAGCAACAACCAACUACAAGGUCCAAUUCCAGAAGAUUUUAGCAAUUCCUCCACACCAGCUUUACGAGUGUUCAACCUCAAUGACAAUAAAUUGGUUGGCAGGAUUCCCAGGAAUCUUUCUAAGUGCAGCAAAUUGAUGGUUAUAAAUUUGGGCAACAAUGAGUUAAGUGAUGUUUUUCCCUUUUGGCUUGGCCAUUUGGACUACUUACGUGUGUUAGCAUUACAUGCCAACAAAUUGCAUGGCUCUAUUAGCUCCCCCUUCUCCAUGCAUAUGUUUUCUUCAUUGUUAAUCCUUGACAUUUCUGGGAACCAAUUGAAGGGACAUCUUCCCCCUGCCCUUUUUCAAAAUUUUAGUUCAAUGAUGAGGAAGCAAACAAAUGUUAGCUCCAAGGACCCAUCAGCUCUAUCAUAUCAGCUGCCAUUGUUAUUAACCAUCAAAGGACACAGCCAAAAAUGGAGGCUGAUUACCAUUUUGACAUGCAUUGAUUUGUCCAACAAUCUAUUCACUGGAACAAUUCCUGAUGAUAUAGGUUCACUAGACCGGCUUUAUUCAUUGAACUUGUCGAGGAACAACUUGGAAGGUGCCAUCCCGACGUCGUUCGGACAGUUACAAAGCAUGGAGUCACUAGACCUUUCUCACAACCACUUAUCAGGAAGCAUACCGGAAGAACUAACGAGAGACACAUUUCUCUCUACCUUGGACUUGUCAUAUAACAGCCUUGAAGGAAGAAUCCCUCAAGGCAAUCAGUUUGGCACAUUCAAUGCUACUUUAUUUGAUGGCAAUCCAGGGCUUUGUGGGCCACCACUGUCAAUCUCAUGCCCAAAUACCAACCGUGGCCCUCAAGACUCCAUUUAUCUUGUCGAAGAAAUGACCCGAGAUCCGCACUGGGAGUACUUAGCAGCAGGGAUUGGCUAUGCUGUGGGAUUCUUGACAACCAUACUGCCCAUCUUGUUUAUUCAGAAAGUGGGGACUUGGUUUUGUUUUCAUGUGGACAGGGCAUUUGAGACCUGCAUUAAUAUUCCUACUUUAUAUUCGAUUUCCUGCAGAGCAUAA